CUUGUUUCCAUGGUUACGGAAGCAGCGUUGUUGAAGUUGUAUCGCGUCCCAAUCACUGCAGGUGAAACAAACUACACAGAACCGUCUGUAUUUCAUUAAAAUAUAUUUAUUUACAGCACGUUAAAUCUUCAUAACCACCCUGAAAUGAAGUAACGCUCUCCCCUUUGGCUUGACAACUACGUUACUGGGAUCAGAAGAGUCAUGGUAGUUAAGGAUGCCAACAGUUGAGAGUGACGAACGGGCAAACACCCGAGAAAGAUUCGAUGAAAUCUUCAAGAAGUACACAGAGGAAAACAAAAAGAAAAAGAAGAAAAAAGACAAAGCACAAGAUGACAUUGCACUUCAGACUCUAAAGAAAACCCUCAACCUUGAUAAGGGCACAGAUCAAGAUGAGACUAUCCUCCAAAACACGUACGACCCGCAACAUUGCAGCCCCCGUUUCACAAAGAACGAACGCAGAGAGAAGGAAUCAUCCGAGAAGGUCAAUAUCAACAACAGCUUAAAUGAAGAGGAGACUCAAGGUUCAAAAGUUAAGAAGAAAAGUAAAAAAGAAAAGAGAAGCCUGCCUCCCCUUCCUUCAGCGGAUGACAAUAUUAAAGAUGUUUCUAAAUUUGAGAUAAUUUCAGAAGCAGUUAAGGAGCCAAAGCGAAAAAGUAAAAAGGGCAGAGCCAAAGAGGACAAUCAGGACAUAGAGGGAAGUCACUUGGAGGAUGCAGAGGACAAACUGUUGCUUGAUUAUCAGCAGCAGAUUGCACAGGAGGAGGCACAGACAAAAACAGAAGAGGAAACCACCUUCUCUCAAAACAUAACACUCAAUAAUGAUGUUGGAAAGAAGAAAAAGAAGAAAUUAAAAUCUGCCCCACUAGACUCUGAUGUUGGGAGCCAAGAGGAACGUGCAGAUCCAAACUCUGAUGUUGAAAAUGAAGCAGAAUCUAAAGGAAAGAAGAAAAAGAAGAAAAAAAAACAUGUUGCAGAAGAAGAGAAUGCAAUAGAAGCCACAGAAGAGCCACAGAGACCAGCCUUUGAUGACAGUCUUGUCCUGGGGGUCUACAUUCACCGCACGGACCGCCUUAAAACGGAUCUGCUCAUCUCACAUCCCAUGGUCAAGGUCCAUGUAGUCGAUGAAAUCACAGGGCAGUAUGUGAAGAAGGAGGACUGUCAUCGCCCAGUGUCCUCCUUUUAUGAAAAUGAGAGUGUGGAUCAUAUCCUGCCCAUCAUGACUCAGCCAUUCGAUUUUAAGAUAAAUAAAUCUGUUAUCCCCGAGUGGCAGGAACAAAUCAUCUUUAAUGAACGCUUUUGUCGGUUUGUGCAAAACCAGGAGGAGAGCCCUAGAGUGUUACUUUUCUUUGAAAUUUUGGAUUUCAUGAGCAUGGGAGAAGUGGCAAAAGCCAAUGUUGACAUCCACAAACAUGAGCAAGGAUUUAGAAAGAUAGCCUGGGCAUUCCUCAAGCUUGUAGGAGCAAAUGGGGUCUUGAACAUUGACAGUAAGCUCCGCCUCCAGCUUUUCUGCCCUCCGAUCCAGGCUAAAAGGCAACCGAAAACUAUUGAGGUGAUCGAGUGGUGGAGAAAGUAUCCUAGACACAAAUAUCCUUCUACACUUUAUGUUACCGUGAAAGGGAUCAAAAUACCUGAGCAUGUGGAGCCUUCUUUGCGUUCAAUGAUGCCACUACAAGAGGAGAGGGGCAGCACCACUUACAGUGAGCUCCAAAAUGAAGUGACAAGGAAAAGCAUUUCUCAGGUGCUGGACGACAAACCACCAAUCUUUAAGUGGAGUCGGCUCCCCGGCCAGGUCUGUAGGAUUCCCAAUAAGUCCAUGUUAGCGUUUCGUGGUGGUCAGAUGGGCUGCUUCACUGUGCUCUUCUCUAAUGCGGGGACCAUGAUGGCAGCCGCUUGUGCUGACAGAGAUACGUUUCCUGUUGUGGUGUAUGAGAUCCCUUCUGGCAGAGUUUUGGCUGCCUUCAAUGGACAUUUUAAAGUAGUCUACGAUCUCUGCUGGUCCAGAGAUGACAGAAGACUUUUGUCGGUUUCUUCUGAUGGAACUGUUAGAGAGUGGGACAUUGAACGUUUGUCAGCAAAUGCCCAGAAGAUGCUCCCUCACCCCUCAUUCGUGUACAGUGCCCAGUACCACCCGUCCGCCCAGAGUCUAGUGGUCACUGGGGGGUACGACAGUCUUGUCCGCGUCUGGAGAUUAGACGUACAAGAUGUGAACGGGCAACUAUUGCAGGAGUUUGAAGGACACUCCAGCUUCAUCAACACUAUUUGUUUUGACUCAGAAGGAGGGAGAAUGUUUUCUGCUGACAAUGCUGGCACAUUAAUUGUUUGGCAAAGUUCGGUUAAAGACAGCUCCUGUCGUCAGCCCUGUCAGCACUGGUGUGUAGAAAGGAAAAUUGAGGAGGCAGAUCUCCGAGGUGUUCCUAUCAACAAACUGCAGCUCCAUCCAAAUGGGCGCUGUCUACUGAUCCACGCCAAAGACAGUGUCCUGCGGAUGAUUGAUCUGAGAAUUUUGGCUGUAAAGAAAUACAUUGGUGCUAUAAACUACAAAGAGAGGAUCUACAGCACUUUCACACCAUGUGGUAACUUCAUUUUCUCUGGGAGUGAAGACGGCAUGGCGUAUGUCUGGAACACAGACACUGGAGACCAGGUAGCGGUGUACUCGGAGCUGUGUUAUCCCACUGCUCUCCAUGGGGUGUCCUUCCAUCCUCACGAAAACAUGGUGGCGUUCUGCGCCUUCGGACAGAGCCAUCCCAUCCAUGUGUAUAUCUACGAUCGCAAAGUUUCGCAGCUGGAGGUGUACAAUAUAAAGGGAUUGAGCCGAGCGACUUCAGUGGACCCGAGGACUGUGAGGAACACCCCGGACUCUGCGCUGCACCCGGACACCCCUGUCUCCUCCACUGCAGCUCUGGACCAGUUUGCCCAAUCCACCAGACUGGCCCUGAGAAUGCAAACUGUUAAAGAGAAACUCGACUCAGUGCUGGAACCACAUCAGAGGUCCUCAACAUCUGGAUUGCUUUUUGAACAAGACAGAAAAGGUUUCUCUCACACAGGAAGGGGCUUGACCAUCGACACUGGGAUGAUGGGAUUAAACAGCCCGUUGCCUCCUCCCCCUUUCCUGUCUCCUCACUCAAAGCUGCAGUUCUCGGGGGCUCUGAUCGAGCAGCUUAUCCCACAGGCCGCUCUGAGCACACACAACCGUGGUUUUACUCCAGUGGGCCAACGUCUGAGAGGAGCAGCUCCAUUCAGACUUCCAAGGACACUGCGUGAUAGUGUGUCUUCAGCUAUUCUCGGAACUACUGGUACUGAUGCUCCCCAAGUUCAACAAGUGGUUGUUGCUCUCUACGACUACAAAGCCAAUCGUUCAGAUGAGCUCACGAUCCACAGAGGGGAUGUGAUCCAGGUGCUUUAUAAGGACAAUGAGAACUGGUGGUUUGGACAACUCUCCAACAGGCAGCAGGGGUACUUCCUGGCUUCAUAUGUGGUGGACGAGAGGGACUACAACGAAGAUGCAUCAAAGACAGUAGAGGCUCCAGCUUUGUUUGAAGGAACACUAGAUCGCUCCACACCUACAAGGAAGUAAAAGAAAGAAGAAGCUGAAAAAGCCUGGUUUGUCCAUGUCUGCAUCUCGGGGAACAUUUUCAGAGACAGAUGUGGCAGGUCCCAGCACCAGCACUAGGACAGUUCAGACUUUAGACAGACCGGUCCGGACUUCAGGAAGACCAUUGCCAAAGAGACCCAGUGGAAAGACCAACAGUGCCUUUGAGCCUGACCCCUGAACUCAUUACGGACUUUGUUUGCACAUAAUAUGCAUUUUAUGUAAAAAUGAACUAUUUUGUAUUCACUUGUUUACACUUUUAUAUUGUAUUUAGUUUCUUUUGUAUUUAAUGUAAACUAGAAAAUUUUACUUUUCCUAUCUUUUUAUAACGUUACAUUUUUAGAUUAUUUUAAGAACAUUGUUGUUUCCACAGAAAUGAUAGAAACACUGCAUUUUUAAAAUAUGAUCUCAUCACACUAAAAACACAUACACAUCUUAUUGAUACUUUGCCAAUGUCGUAAACAUUCCCUGGGGGUGUGAUGCUAACUGUAGACAUGCUCUGUCUGAGGCUUUGUUAGACUUUAAUCUGAACUUGAACAACAUUUCAACAGUUUGACCAGAAAGAAAGAACUGACUUAGUUGGAACUACAACAGGUGAGCAAAUUUUUAGACUCCUGAAAAUAUUUUGUCUAAAUCCAUUUAGUAUUUUUUCUUGAGUUUGCUGACGAUCUAAAAUCAUUUUUGACAGUGCUUGCUAAUGUCUGUGUAAUCCCUCAGUUGUCUAGGUCUGAUCCGUAGUAAAAGCCAAAAGUAAAAUCUGUCAAAUGGAUACAAAAGUUGUAGGAGUGAAGACAUUUAGCUGCUCAUCCAAGCCGCUUCUUCAGCUCUGGGCAGAUUUCUGGUAGACACCUAGCCUAACAUACAGAAACUGUUGACAAUAGCUGUUUCCAGUUUCAGUGUACUUAGUUCCUCCCUUCAGAUAGAUAUAAGACAGUGUCCACCAGCAAUCUGACCAGAGCUUUCAGCUUUGGGUUUGUACCUCAUCAAUGAUUCAGAUGUUCAGAACAAAAAACUAAGCUGUAAGUUAUGGCUGUGCUUCUUUUAUUUAUUUGAACCCCU
This is a messenger RNA of Periophthalmus magnuspinnatus, 4648 nucleotides long. RefSeq names its product Abelson helper integration site 1 (gene ahi1). Gene Ontology annotation, molecular function: protein binding. Gene Ontology annotation, biological process: motile cilium assembly. The transcript is spliced from 25 exons. Lineage: Eukaryota; Metazoa; Chordata; Actinopteri; Gobiiformes; Gobiidae. Gene Ontology annotation, cellular component: ciliary basal body. The record is from RefSeq and is a predicted model, not a curated record. Bases 215 to 3574 code for a protein of 1119 amino acids.